This is a messenger RNA of Teleopsis dalmanni, 445 nucleotides long. RefSeq lists its product as uncharacterized. The record is from RefSeq and is a predicted model, not a curated record. Lineage: Eukaryota; Metazoa; Arthropoda; Insecta; Diptera; Diopsidae.
UUGUUCCAGCUUAACUAUAAAAGCUGAAUCAACUGAAGAACCUAUUUUGAAAAGAAGAAGAUAUUUGCAAAACAACGUAUCUUCAGACGAUAUAACAAACACAUCAAAAACUAUUAAUGGAAGUGCAACUAUAUUAGGUAAUACCGGUAGAGAACUUGAAAGAUUAGAACUGCCGUCGUGUAGUUUAGAGCAGCCUGGUACUAGUACGAAUAAUAGCAUAGAUCAAAUAAAAAUUAAAACGGAAAAUCGAUUUGAUGAAUUAGAACAUUGCCAUCUAUAUUUAGAUAUAGUUAAAGAAGAACACGUAGUUAGUGAACCUCAAUAAAAUUUGUUUUGUUAAUUUAUAUUAAAUAAUUUAAAUCCAUAUAAUUUAUAUUAUUUAUAACUAAAUGAAUGAUAACCUUAAAAUAUCAGCGUAAAAUGCUUUCUUUUUAAUUUUUAAACC